Fomitopsis serialis is the source of this 1512-nucleotide messenger RNA. RefSeq lists its product as uncharacterized. Bases 1 to 1512 code for a protein of 503 amino acids. NCBI's taxonomy places the organism in Eukaryota, Fungi, Basidiomycota, Agaricomycetes, Polyporales, Fomitopsidaceae. The transcript is spliced from 4 exons. Gene Ontology annotation, molecular function: oxidoreductase activity. The record is from RefSeq and is a predicted model, not a curated record.
AUGGCGAAGACAAUCGCAAAGAACGACAGACUAGGCGACUUAUUUCCUUUUCCCUCGUCUUCUCCUUUGGCACUGUCUCCCCAGCGCCUGGCCGGAGUAUCUCAUGAGUCUGGCAGCACACUAUGCCAGCUGCUGAAGGAUAACCACACGCGCUGGCACAUAUUCUUCAACGAGAAAGGUUUUCACGACCAUGCUGCCCACUUCCUCCUAGCGAUUUACCAACUGGGGGCAAACUCGGCGCUCCUUGAAGCUGCCUACCAAGUUCAGUGCAAGUCUCAGCGACCCGCGUACAAGUCGCCGGCAGCUAUCACGCACGAUAACCUCUAUGAACACCUGGGGGAUGAGGACUACUAUAACGCCUAUAUGGAGUUCUUCGCUACAGCCGUUCUGGAAAAGGGCACCAGUGCUGUUCUCGAGCAAUACCUCUUCUCGCCCGAGGCCAACAAGCCCCCUAAGCGGAUGCUCAAUCGCUUCCUAUCGGGUGUUCUUCAUCCAGCGAUUCACGUUGGAUACGGAUGUGAGUUUGGACUCCCUGGCAUGGUGGCGGAGGGCCUAGGACAGCUUUGCGUUCAACGUGACCACAUGCCCGACAUGUUCCCACCGUCGUUGUUCACCUCCUCGGGAAGAGCCAUCGCUACAUCAGUAUCAACCAUCACCGCCGCGUUGUCGUCGGUCGGCCUGAACAGCGCGACAAACACCUCCGUAGCAGACAACGAGUCGCAUGCAUUGGUGAUCCUUGCGAAGAUCGCAAAUGACCCUGCGUAUGCUCCGUCUGCGGUCGGGAUACCCGUGGAGGAUGCCGCAGACGGGAGCAUGUUAACCAGCGUCCUGGAGGCGCGGGGGCAGCAGAUCUUUGAGCUGGCCUCAGGAUGGACUGUCAACGGCGGAGACAAGGAGGCGGUCCACCGCAAGAUCGAAGAGCUCAAUUGGAUGAAUGUCGUUCUGUACGGCGUUGGCGGCUGGGCGGGAAGGCAUUCCGCGCCAGGGAAGAAGUUCAACGGGGACUUCCUCUUCCUCCAUCUCGUCACCUCCGUCCUCUUCCUACACUCCUACGUCCCGUACCUCUCCCCGACCUCCAUCUCGAUCCUCCUCCGCGCAUACUUCAGCACCUCCCUCGCCAUGUACAUAGCGCGCGGUCGCCCCGCCCUGCCCAUCCGCGACUUCUACGCCGCCACCACCGCUCACCCGCACGCACCAGCACCGGAGCCUGUCCCCCACAAGGACGCACUCACCUCUGACCCGACGACGAACUCGUGGUUCCAAAUCCUGCAGAGCACGCUGAUGCACAACGACGACCACAUCGCGAAGCUCCAACGCACACUCGCACACUUCGCCAGCAUGUACGGAAUGACGCCGCCCGGGCGCUUCAAGGAUGUGAAGGGCUUGGACGGCGCGGAGGUCUUGGACGGGAGCUUGUUCCUGCGGGUGGCGGCGCUGAGCCAGGACAGGAUUGGUUGGAUGAGGGAGGGCGAGGAGAACAAGGGCUGGGAUUUCCAUGGGUUCUUCGAAUGA